AUGGCUCCUUGGAUGCUCAACAGUUAUGAUGUAUGGUAUCGAGAUCCAUGUAAAGAGUAUGAUUCUACAAACAAUCAAAGGCACUGGGAGGAUUUCAUGUCAGGAGCCUGGGUGUGGAACAAGGCAGACAGAAUCAUUAGUGAGGAUCCAAUGAUGGCUGGGGAAACACUAAUUCCCAUCAUUCUCAGUAGUGACAAGACAACAGUAUCAGUAGCAACUGGCCAGACUGACUAUUACCCCUUGUAUCUCUCCAUUGGAAAUGUUUGCAACACUGUUCAUCAUGCUCACUGCAGUGUGGUAGUCCUCAUUGGGUUCCUGGCAAUGCCAAAGACCACUAGAGAACAUGCUGAUAUAAUAUUAUGUGGUGACAAAUACUAUCAGUGCAUCAUAUAUGCACUAGUGGCUUAUAUAGCUGACUACAAGGAACAAGUUCUGUUGUCUUGUAUCAUAUGGAAUUGGUGCCUGAAGUGCCUCACACACCAGGAGAAUCUGGAUGAUGAUGGACUCUGUCAUUGUCAUGAGCAUGCAAAUGCUGUGAUUGAAGAAUUUGACUUUUGUAAACUACAGUUGUUUACAAAUGAUUUUCCAUGUGCAGACAUCUGCAGCAUGCUUUCACCAGAUAUCCUCCACCAGCUUAUCAAAGGUGUGUUCAAGGACCACCUGGUGGAUUGGGUCAAGUGCUACCUAAUCCACAUUCAUGGAAAGACACAGGCAGAAAAAGUCUUGGACAAGAUUGACUGGUGGAUUGCAGCUGUUGCCCCAUAUACUGAGCUGUGGUGUUUCCCUCAAGUCCUUCACAGGUUUACAUCGCAGCAAUUGAAGGUUAUGUUCCACAAUAUGUCAUCUUCACUUUUUGAGCCUUCCUGGAAUUUUGUUACCUCAUUUUCCAAACAUAUUAAGGCCAUCAAACAGCCUUAUUGGCACACUAACCACUUUCAAGCUCUUGGACAGAUGCUUUUGAUCAACCAGAGGCUUGAAAAGCUCAUUGCCAUGCAUGCCAACUUUAAAGAACAUGGUAUGUUAAAUGAACUGUUGCUAUCACAUGCACUCAGGGCUCUUGGUACAAGUCAACAUUCCAAUGAUGCUGAUGAUCUGUGA
Messenger RNA from Pisolithus orientalis, 1098 nucleotides. RefSeq lists its product as uncharacterized. NCBI's taxonomy places the organism in Eukaryota, Fungi, Basidiomycota, Agaricomycetes, Boletales, Pisolithaceae. The transcript has 10 exons. The coding region runs from base 1 to 1098 and encodes 365 amino acids. The record is from RefSeq and is a predicted model, not a curated record.